AUGACAUUCACACAGCGAAUCGUUCUCGUCGCGUCCUCGGUAUCCCUCCUCCUCCUGAUCGCCUUGUCGCUAGCAACCUCCAUCGAAGUCCGGGGUGCAUCAAUACCAAUCAUACAAAUCAGUCUCGCGCAGGCCGCAAGACUUCCACAAAACGAUGAUCUAGUCGCGCAAAAAGGGUUGUUGAAUGGGACGGAUUUCGAUCGCACGGAUGUGUUCAAUGGCACCAAUGUCGUAGACGGAGUGACGCUGGAAACCUCAUCCACAAUGGAUAGCGCAGAGGGCAUGAUUGGCUCUACGCCGCAACCAAAAUCGAGCGCAGGCUGGGCUGAUGAAGGUGUCCUGGGACCCAAACCUACCCCUAAACCUUCCGCGAAACCUCAACCUCCAUCUGACGCGCAGAUACCAAUCGUUGCUCUCACCUACUCAGGCGCGGGCGGUCCGAAGCAUUGUCGCGGCGAGCUGUUAGCGAAAACUUUUCUUCCGCGUCCGGUUGAAAAAUGGAAGAAUGGCACUUGCAUCAAUCUCCCGAGCGAAGCGCGGUGUGGUGUAUUUUUUUCAAGCAAAGGCGACAAUUGCGAAGCGGCAUUAUUCAAUAUGCCUGACUGCUAUAAUACGACGCGGACGUAUGUGAAUACGGUUGUGUUUAUGCCAGAAGAGCGCGCAGUUGGAGCGCUUUGGAGCAGCAUGUUCUUGCGAUGUGGUAUUGACGUACCGGAAGCCAAGAUGUUGGAUCCAGCUAUCCUGGGUGGAGCGUUGAAGCCUAAACCGAAGCCCGGUGGUGGAUGA
Messenger RNA from Pyrenophora tritici-repentis Pt-1C-BFP, 786 nucleotides. RefSeq lists its product as uncharacterized. Lineage: Eukaryota; Fungi; Ascomycota; Dothideomycetes; Pleosporales; Pleosporaceae. The record is from RefSeq and is a predicted model, not a curated record.